Messenger RNA from Pleurotus ostreatus (oyster mushroom), 1440 nucleotides. RefSeq lists its product as uncharacterized. Bases 1 to 1440 code for a protein of 479 amino acids. Gene Ontology annotation, cellular component: multivesicular body. The transcript has 4 exons. Gene Ontology annotation, biological process: late endosome to vacuole transport via multivesicular body sorting pathway. The record is from RefSeq and is a predicted model, not a curated record. NCBI's taxonomy places the organism in Eukaryota, Fungi, Basidiomycota, Agaricomycetes, Agaricales, Pleurotaceae.
AUGGCUGCGCCACGUUUGCUCAAUCUCCCUCCAAUUUCUCCAGCACUCAAGUCCAUUACUCCGUUCCUUCAGCGGGCUGAGGAGCUAAGGACGAAGGAACCGAUCAUGGCCUAUUGGUGUUCAUAUCACGCCGCACAGGUUGGCAUAUCUCUGAAGGCAAAGGAUGCCGCUUCCCGGAACCUGCUAUUCGAAUUACUUGGUGUCCUCGAAACGAUGAAGAAGGAAAUAGGCCCCCACGAUGCUAUUGAUGUGGAAGCUGCAAGUGCCGCCUAUGUUGAGAAUUUCGGGCUGAAGAUUUUCGCCGUGGCGGACAAUGAGGAUAGGCGUGGAGCUGCCACAAGAUCCACGGCCAAGAAAUUCCUUGCUGCGUCCAACUUCUUGGAGGUGUUACGGGUAUUUCCCAAAACUGAAAUCCCGGACUCGAUUGAAGAGAAGAUCAAAUAUGCGAAAUGGAAAGCGGUGGACAUCACCAAGGCCUUCAAAGAAGGCCGUAAACCAACGCCUGGGCCCGCUGGUGCACCUGCCUCUCCAACGGAAGAUGAACCGCUGCUUAUGGUAGCACCACCGUCAACGUCGUCGACUUUGAGCGCAGAAGAGCCUCCACCCGCACCAGAUCAUCGUCAAGUUUCAUCUCCUCCCCAGUCGUCCCCUCCCUUGUCAGCCCGACGCGUCUCUCCGUCGCCUCCACGCAUGGACCCAGUCGACAUAGCUAAAGCUAAUCUCCCGCAUACACCGCUGAAGUCGAACUCUCUUCUGGGUGUAUUCGUCCCUCCUGGCGAAGGGGACACCACACCCGGGAGCUGGAGCACUGCGGCCACUCCGGGCAAUGAGGUCGUCCACUCCGGGCAGGAUUCUCCCUAUAGUGCUGGGUACAUCUCCCCGAAGGGCAGCCCACGCCAUAUAAAGCAAAGUUCUAUGAGCAGUGGUGAAGAUGACCUCUUACAUUCGCUUCGGUCACUCCCUCAAGCCGAUGCAAGUAAGAAAGCAGUGCAUUUCAUCUCUUCGGUUCCCGAUGAUAGCCCAAUAAGUACGCGCCAAAAUAUCUUGCACCGUGCAAACAUUCCUCCGAGCCUAGUUCCAGAUUCAGGUGUUGACCUCACUUUGGGGGCAACCACAAUCAGUCCAGUCAUUCCGCCGCCGCCGCCGCCAUUUCAGACACCGCCGGAUCCUGUGUCGCCUACUGUGUAUCGCCGUCGAGUUGAACACCAAUCUCCUCUCUCCUACCCGCCUAUGACUCUGCCUUCAGCGCAAUCCCAGACACACUACGUUCCGCGGUCAUCAGGAUCUCCAAUCCCUCCAGAUCCUGUAGUUCUCACCCCUUCUGUCAUAGCAAAAGCGCAGAAGCACUGCCGUUUCGCCAUCAGUGCGCUGGACUACGAAGAUGCCGCCCAAGCCCGCAAGGAACUGAGGACCGCCUUGGCGAUCCUAGGUGAUUCAUGA